Phytophthora nicotianae INRA-310 is the source of this 846-nucleotide messenger RNA. RefSeq lists its product as hypothetical. The transcript is spliced from 3 exons. Bases 1 to 846 code for a protein of 281 amino acids. Lineage: Eukaryota; Oomycota; Peronosporomycetes; Peronosporales; Peronosporaceae. The record is from RefSeq and is a predicted model, not a curated record.
AUGGUCGCCCCGGAUGUCACGCCGACGAUCAAGGAGAAGGGGCCGUUGUCGACGGUCAAUGAGGAAGCAGCUCAGGGGGACACCAUCGAGCCUUCGAGUUUGCAACCCGAAUUGUCGUCGACCCGGCAGGUCCUACCAGCAAGUGGCCCAAGUUCGCUUGGAGCCCCGCCGUCGCCGCCAUCCCGAAUGACGGAUGUCAUUGACUUGACGGCGGAUGAAGAUCUGGACGAGCGUGCAGCCUGGAAUUCCGAAGUGUCAUCCAGGAUCCCUGGACCCAACUUCCAGGCUUGGUACGCCACGGCAAACGCGACCUCCGAGUACAUUGCAACCCGGACGUCGAUGGCCCGCCAGAGCGACGCUUGGAUUUUCGAGUGGAACCUGGCCGGUUUCAGGUUUCGCAACCUGAUUCCAGGAUGGUCUCAGACUCGGACGUCCAGAUUGAACCCGGAAGUUGUGUUGGGAGUCGCUCAGGACCUUCAACACUUGCUCGCUCUGGAACUCCUGAAUUGGCGUGACAUUGCUUCAGGGGUUCCAUCGCAAAUUGUUCUUGCACCUGGACUGAACGUUCCGAAACCCGAUGCUGAGGAAGACAAUUUGAAAGACAUCAUGGCUGAGGACCGGGAAGAUGAUUUAUUCAUGUCUGAUUACCAGGCCGGCGUCCUUGGUCCUGAAUGUCUGCAGCGUCUGGAAGGCAUCGGCAUCCGGACUGUUCGGAGUCCCGUUAGUUCGUCGCUCGGAGAACCGGACUUGAAGCGCCAGCAUCCUCCUCCGUCUUCAAUUCCGUCCCUGCGCUCGUACUUGUCGCUCCGGACGCGACCCAAGAUUCGUCUCUCCCGGAUGCCAUGA